AUGGCUAAGAUCGCUGCCGCCGCCGCCGCCGCCGCCGCGGCGCUGUGCCUCGCGGCCCUGGUGGCCGUGGCCGUCGGCCAAGGCGAGGUCGAGCGGCAGAGGCUCAAGGACCUGCAGUGCUGGCAAGAGGUCCAGGAGAGCCCGCUCGACGCGUGCCGGCAGGUCCUGGACCGGCAGCUCACCGGCGGCAUGCGCUACGGAGUCGGCCCGUUCCGGUGGGGCACCGGGCUCCGGAUGCGGUGCUGCCAGCAGCUCAAGGACGUGAGCCGCGAGUGCCGCUGCGCCGCCAUCCGAAGCAUGGUCAGGGGCUACGAGGAGACCAUGCCGCCGCUGGAGAAAGGGUGGGGGGGCAGCAGCCGCAGCCGGGCUACUACCCCUGCAGCGAGGCAGGAGAGGGAUACGGUUACGGUGAGAGUGGCCAGCAGCCGAUGUAUCCACCGUGUCGUCCCGGCACCGGGAGAAAAAUCGCCCGCGUGA
This is a messenger RNA of Miscanthus lutarioriparius, 477 nucleotides long. NCBI's taxonomy places the organism in Eukaryota, Viridiplantae, Streptophyta, Magnoliopsida, Poales, Poaceae. The record is from the annotation of a GenBank genome assembly.